GAAUAUAUUCAUGAGCUUCUGCAACAUGAGGGAAGAGGACCAUCUCCAAAACCAGCUUGUCCCUGUGGGAUAGCGUUUGACGAUCAACAACCCAACCUCCGGAGCUUCAGAUGCACCGAGUGCUUUGAUUCAAACCUCUGGUGUGCCGAGUGUAUAGUCAGUAAUCAUGAACAGAACCCUCUUCAUAUCAUUCAAGCCUGGAAUGGAACUUUUUUCGAAUCAUUGGAGCUCAGUAGUCUUGGCCUCGUUAUUCACCUCGGACCACAUUCGGCAACGUCGCCAUGCUGGCAAGCGAUCAAUCAUAAGCCACGACUAUUCACGAUUAUCGGGGUUCAACGCAUUCAUGCGGCAUCAAUCAAGUUCUGUUCGUGUCAGAAGGGCAGUGAUCUAGACCGGCGACAACUUCUGGCGGCGGGCUUACUCCCUGCCACGACCACUCACCCUCAAACAGCUGCAACGUUCGAAUUUUUGAACUUCUUCCAAAUUCUUUCCUUCAUGUCAAAGGCGUCAGUCUCAGAAUAUUAUCAAACUCUCGAGCGUGUCACAAACAAUAUAGGCACUUUUGUACCUCCAAAUAGGCUUCGAGAAGUUCUCGGAAUGAUUCGACAGUGGCGAUUUCUCAUGACACUGAAGCGAAGCGGGCAAGGUCAUAACCCUGAAGGUGUUUUGGCUCUGAAGCCUGGGUUACUAGCUGUGAAAUGUCUAGCUUGUGCUCAUCCUGGAAAAAAUGCGCCGAGUCUCGACGACCCUGUGGAUCCUGAGAAGGAGUGGUUAUACAAGCGCUUCGAAGGACUCGAUGCCAAUUUUCGAUGCACAAGACUCAACAUCUCAAGCGAAGCGAAGGAUCCGAGUUUCAACAAGGGCUCUGCCUUUUUUUGUGACGAUCACGAAUUCCAGUGUCAUCUUCUGAAAAUGUCCGGGAAGUGGCCGACAGAAACUUCGGAUUGUAACGAUCAUGAUGCGAUCAAGCUAGCAAACAAACGAGGCGAAAAAAAUCUGGCAGUGACUGGUAUUGCAAUGGCAAGCUGUACGCGACAUGAAUGUACUUUACCCCAAUCAGUAGCAGACUUACGGCUCGGCGAGGAAUAUAUCAUUAUGGAUUAUGUAUUGUUAUCGUCGCUCCAAAUAAACUGUCCAAAGAACCUGACCAUCUCUUAUGACAUUAUGUGUCAAUUUUCAAAGAAGCUCAGGGCACGCAUCGAUUCAUACGGAGGACACCUCAGCCUGCCUGACCAAGUUGAUCCCGCAAACUUACAACUCUUGAUCCCGAAAUUUCACCUCAUGGGCCACCAGGAAUCUUGUCGGCACAAAUAUGCCUUUGGGUAUGCGAAGCGAACAGGUAGAACAGAUGGUGAAGGAGUGGAGAGAGUUUGGGCCGUAACCAAUUCACUUGCAGGGAGUAGUAAAAAGAUGGGUCCAGGCGGGAGGUGGGACAUGAUGGAUGAUCACUGGAACGAUAGGAAUCAUAGGAAGCGGAUAACGAUAGCUCUUGCUAUGUUUAAUAAAGCAGUCCAUGCAGCAGAACAAAGAGCAGCACAUGUGAUCGCAUACGAAGAACUUUGUGAGAGUCUCAACCAGGAUCAGAUGAAGAAGUGGCGAAGUGAAAUCAGGGCUUGGGAUGACGACCAUUCGAAACAAAACCCUUACGUAUCAUCUGUUCGACGUAAGAUCCAAUGUCAAAUUCGGUUGGAACUGGCAAAGGAGGAUGCUGCAUUGGCUCGCCAAUCGGCUAUUCAUCCGAAGCCGGGCUUGUUGAAGCAAAUGACUCCCACCGCGCUUGUCAUACAAGGCCUAGAACUUGAAGAGCAGCAGCGACGCCUUAUUUUUGAUCACAUGGCACUGGGAAAUCAUCCGACAUCGCUUCAGCUGGCAAAAAUCGUGGAACGUUCGACAAACUUGCGCAGUCGCAUCCAUGCUUGGAUUGGGGUUCAAGCAUUAUAUAUGCCCAGGACUACGCUGCUGCGUGCUGAGUAUGUAAAUCAGUCCAGUACUUUAGAAAACUCUGCUGCUGGCGAUAUACCUUUGUUCCUCCCAGGUGCCGUUUUUGACGCAGGUGAGACUUGCGAUGUUCGGCUGAUCGAUAUCGAGUGGAGACUUCGAUUUGCUGCUGCUCAUGAUGAGGUGGAGAAAAUCAGAAAAAGCUUACUCUCCCGAACUUCCGUCAUCAACUAUAAGCGUGACUAUGGCCACGGUCAACGCCAGGGUACCCGAUCAGCUGCAGUUAUGGACACCUUGGAUAACAACAUCAAUGCCUGCGCUGCAAGGUAUAGAAUUCAUCAUGACAUGCUGUCGAAAUAUGGUGCGACGUUAGGCAAGAAUUCUUCGUGGAUGGACUCGCUUCGACCAUUGAAACAGGAAGAUCUUCGUCAACCCGAUGGUCGUUUAGAAGAUAAAAUAGAUGGUCGGGCUGCAGGCUAUGUUUCUUGGAUUUGGCUUGCAACUCCUAGCGAUGUUAUGAGCGAUCAAAAUGUAGCAGAUUGUCUACGUAUCACGUUUUGUAAGGCACGUUCCAAAGCUCUGGAGUGGCAGGAGGAGUGUUUAUUGAUUCAGGAAGAGAUGCGCAGAAUAUUGCAGAUGUUGGAAGCAGAGGCAGUAGAAUGGGACUUGCGUCGAGAAUCCAACGUUGACUACGAUCCUCUCAACGUAGGGUUCGAGGGACGAGUCGCUUACGCCUGUCGUCAAGCCUCCAUUCGACGCAAGCUGGCUACGGUAUGCAAACGAAAAUGGGAGGGUAUGAGUAGUUUGCUUGCAUCUGGCCGGGGAGGUAUCGCUCUUACAGACUCUUCUUUUGCAUUUGUGAACUAG
Lentinula edodes (shiitake mushroom) is the source of this 2805-nucleotide messenger RNA. RefSeq lists its product as uncharacterized. The record is from RefSeq and is a predicted model, not a curated record. The annotation marks the transcript as partial. NCBI's taxonomy places the organism in Eukaryota, Fungi, Basidiomycota, Agaricomycetes, Agaricales, Omphalotaceae. The transcript is spliced from 10 exons.